Molecule: messenger RNA, 2178 nt
Organism: Camelina sativa (false flax)
Lineage: Eukaryota; Viridiplantae; Streptophyta; Magnoliopsida; Brassicales; Brassicaceae
Biological process (GO): carbohydrate metabolic process
Molecular function (GO): undecaprenyldiphospho-muramoylpentapeptide beta-N-acetylglucosaminyltransferase activity
Source: RefSeq, a predicted model, not a curated record
CUUUGACUAUCCCGACAAGUAAAAAAACCUUAAGAUUGAUCAGAGAAGGAUCUCAAUCGACUCUUUGAUUUCGUAAGAUCGCUUCUCUGACCAUUCUUCUUCCUCACAACACUACUCAUAAAUUUCGCAUUUGCUUCUCUAACCAAUUCCUUAGAGAACAAAUUCAUAUGGCUUCAUCAUAUAUAGUUCAAACUUCAAAGCGUUAUCAUCGUCUUCGUCUUCUACCCUAAUAAUGCCUCAGUGAAUAAAAAGUCUGACUCUUUCAGCUUCGUUUCGUGAUCUCUCUCAUGGCGAUCCCUUCAUACCUUUCCCCAAAUUUACCUUUUCACCCUUCGACUAAACUCGUCCCGAGUCGACUCACCUUUUCUUCCUCCUCCUCCUCCUCCUCUGUUUGUUGUCUCUCAGUAGACCGCCAAAUUAACCACUCCUCGGUUUCCAACGAAAUCUCCGGUUUACGAGUUGUCAUAUCCGCCGGAGGCACAGCCGGACACGUCUCUUCGGCGCUAGCGAUCGGAGACGAGCUUAAAUCCGCCGACCCGCAAUCUCAAAUCCUCUUCAUCGGAUUCCCAAACAGCAUGGAGAGCACGACGGUCCCCUCCGCCGGAUUCGAUUUCUCAGCCAUCUCCACCGUCGGAUCAUCAUCGUCCCGACCAUUCCUCUGCUUCACCUCUUUCCUCAAAUUCCCUCUCCGCUUGAUUCAAUCAACCUUCGAAUCCUACAAAAUCCUCCGCGAGUUCAAACCCCAAAUCGUCGUCGGCACCGGAGGACACGCUUCUUUCCCGGUUUGCUUCGCCGCCGUGAUCUCGAGAACCAAAUUCGUAAUCCAAGAACAAGAUUCAAUCCCUGGAACCACUAAUUGGAUUCUGUCUUACUUUGCCGACACAAUCUUCGCUCCUUUCAACUGUACAGUCACGAACCUCCCCAAAAGAGUCGCAGCCAACUGUGUCGUAUACGGUAACCCUAUAAGACAAGCGCUUAGACGGUACUCGUCGAAAGGAGCGGCGCGUGUGAGCUUUUUCGGACAGUGGGCUGGAGCUGUGUCGGAUGCUAAAGUUGUGCUUUUGCUUGGUGGGUCUUUAGGAGCCAAUGCCAUUAACAUAGCUUUGCUUAACUGUUACUCGCAGUUGUUGUCUGAACAUGAGAACUGGUUCUUUGUUUGGCAAACUGGUGUUGAAGCUUUUGAUGAAAUGGAUAGUCUCGUUAGAAGCCAUCCUCGUCUCUUUCUAUCUCCGUUCUUGCGAUCGAUAGGUGUGGCUUAUGCGGCUGCAGAUUUGGUUAUCUCGAGAGCCGGUGCAAUGACUUGUUCAGAGAUCAUGGCUUUAGGAAAACCUUCUAUUUUGAUACCAUCACCACAUAGCGAUGAAGGGGAUCAAAUACGGCAUGCUUCUUUAAUGGCGGACAGUGUCGGAUCAAAGUUAAUAACAGAAGAGGAGCUAGAUUCAAUCACUCUUCGAGCUGCCAUUGAAGAUAUUCUAGGGAAUGAAGAACUGAUGACAGAAAUGAGCGAGCGUGCAUUCAAAUGUGCUAAACCGGACGCUGCAUCAGAUGUUGCUAAACACAUUAUUUCUAUUAUCAAUUCCAAAGAUAAGUAGGUCAAAAUAUUCUUCCGUAUAAAAAAGCGUUCGGCAAAUAGUUGCGGUGUAUUUUGGCCAUUUUCCCGUAUAAAACUCCCUCCUCCAUCUUAAAGAGUUUUGAUAUCAGUUUCCCACCGCUCAUAACCUGUCUCAAUUCUAACAACCCCCGAGUUAAAAAAACCCAAGUGUGAAGAAAAGUGAGUGUUACAGAUUACAGUAGGGAGGACAGUAGGGAGGACGAGGAACCUUUGGAGGACGAUUUGUCUGGUCCUCGUCCUCCACUUCGGCUGCAGGACCAUCCAGAACGGUGAUGGUGAGCCUCGUACCGCGCCGAUCUCCGAAGACGGGCGGGUUUUUUUUUUAUUGUAAGAGAACUGGCGCUAGGAGGAAGGGUUUUCUCCUUUGCGUCUCUUUUCUCCGCUUUUUUUUUGUCUUAUUAAUCGGUCAAAUCUCCAAAGCAUGUAAUGGCGAUUGAUCAAGAAUUUGCUUCAUUCGUAUUAUCCAAUUUAUUCAAUGGAAGUUUUCCAUUUAUACUUGAAAAUAACGAUUGUAGACGAAGUGUGAUGGAAAUUAAUCCAAACGACUUUCAGCGUAAUUUGGCGUA